This is a messenger RNA of Lagopus muta (rock ptarmigan), 1742 nucleotides long. RefSeq lists its product as uncharacterized. The coding region runs from base 319 to 819 and encodes 166 amino acids. The transcript has 5 exons. The record is from RefSeq and is a predicted model, not a curated record. NCBI's taxonomy places the organism in Eukaryota, Metazoa, Chordata, Aves, Galliformes, Phasianidae.
GGCUGUGAGGAGGUUACAGGGGGACACGGUGCUAUAGGGAAACAUUCCUGUCCUUGUGGCCCCUUCAGCCAGUUCCCAGCUCCCCAGACUGAGAUGUAUGGCUGCAGCUCACCACACGGCUUCUUUGGGACGGCUCUUGGGGAGGUUUUGGAGGGGCUCCAGGGGCUGGGGAGAGCUGUGGGGAGGGAUAUAGGGGGCUGGGGGAGGAUAUAGGAGAAUGUGGUUGUACAGAUGUCUGUAAAAACAAAAGGAAAAGAAAGGAAAGAAGAUAACGAAAAAAAGCCAAGUAAAAAGUGAAGAAUAAGAGCUAAGAGAAGAAUGGCUGGCAAGAAAUACGGAGAGAGCAAUGCACAGCAUUGCGAAGGAAAGCCAGGCAAGAGUAGCAGCAAAAAGCAGGAGAAUCCAGACGAAUUCCGUGAAGAGCAGGAGAGUGGGAAAGCAGCCCUUGCCACUCUUUGGAGGAGAGAACCUCUACGUUUGCCGUUUGGACCAUGUCUUUCCCCGACCUGCCAGCAGUCCUCGCAGGUCCUCUCGGUGAAGUACCAAAGCGGAGUCCUGUUGCUGAGCCUGGGCUGGAUGCCAGAGAAAGAGGCAUGGAGAAUUGGAGAAUAUCCGCAGAGGCUCUGCCAUGUCCUGAAGGAAAUGGUGGAGGAGAAGGCAGCACAAGGUCCUGAGAGACAGAAAGAGACAUGGAGAAUUGCAGAAUAUCCGCAGAGGCUCUGCCAUGUCCUGAAGAAAAUGGUGAAGGAGAAGGCAGCACAAGGCGGGUGUCUUUGUGUCUGUUCACUGAAAGACUGGGGAAGCGGAGUUUCUAGAUAGAUACAUGGAUGGGAUGCAGGUGCUGGGAUGGUGCUGGGAUGUGCUGGGAUGUCCUUCUAUGGUGCUGGUAUGGAGUAGGCAUGUGCUGCGAUGGUGCUGGGACGUCCUGGGUUGUGCUGGGCUGGUGCAGGGAUGGUGUGGAACGUGCUGGGUUGUGCUGGGAUGGGGUGGGAUGUUUUUGGAUAGUGCUGGGAUGGGGUGGGAUGUUUUUGGAUAGUGCUGGGAUGCUGUGGGAUGGUGCUGCGAAGUGGUGGAAUGUUCUGUGAUGCAGCUGCUGGGAUGAGAUGUACUGGGAUGUUUCUGGGAUGUUCUGUAAUGGUGUGGGAUGUGCUUGAAUGGUGCUUAGAUGGUGCUUACAUGUUGCUGGGACGGGCUGGGACGCGCUGGGAUGUUACUUGGAUGUGGCUGGGAUGUGCUGUGAUGAGCUGGGAUGUUGCUUUGAUGUGCUGCGAUGUGGUGGGAUGUGCUGGGAUGCAGCAGCUGGGAUGGGAUGAGAUGUGAUGUGGUGGGAUUUGCUGGGAUCAUCCUUGGACAUGCUGGAGUGUUGUGGGAUGGUGCUGGUAUGUACUGGGAAAGUGCUGGGAUGUUCUUUCAUGGUGUGAGAUGGUGUGUGAUGGGGCUGGGAGGUGCUGGAAUCAUGCUGGGAUGAUGCUGGAAUCGUGCAAAAUAGUAUGGGAUGUCUGGGUUCUGCUGGGAUGGUGGUCAGAUGUGCUGGGAUGAUGCUGGUUUGAUGCUUGGAUGUGCUGGGAUGGGGCUGGGAUCACAGAAUCACAGAAUUGUAGGGGUUGGAAGGGACCUCAAGAGAUCGAGUCCAACCCCCUGCCAAAGCAGUUCCCUACACCAAGUCACACAGGUCGGCAUCCAGGCAGGUCUUGAACAUCUCCAGAGAAGGAGACUCCGCCACCUCCCUGCAGCCUGUUCCA